AUGUCACUCAUGGUCGUCAGCAUGGCGUGUGUCGGGUUCUUCUUGGUUCAGAGGGCCUGUCCACUCGUGGGUGGUCAGGACAAGCCCUCCCUGUCAGCCUGGCCCAGUGCUGUGGUACCUCAACAACAACAUGUGACUCUUCAGUGUCACUCUCAUCUUGGGUUUAACAACUUCAGUCUGUACAAGGAAGAUGGGGUGCCUGUCCACGAGCUCCACAACAGAAUAUUCAGGAAUAGCUUCCUCAUGGGCCCCGUGACUGCAGCACACGCAGGGACCUACAGAUGUCGGGGUUUUUACCCACUCUCCCCUACUGGAUGGACAGCACCCAGCAACCUCCUGAAGGUCAUAGUCACAGGAGUCUACAGAAAACCUUCGCUCCUGGCCCUCCCAGGUCCCCUGGUGAAAUUGGGAGAGACGGUCAUCCUGCAAUGUUGGUCAGAUAUCACGUUUGAGCACUUCCUUCUGCACAGAGAGGGGAUCUCUGAGGACCCCUUGUGCCUCACUGGAGAGCCCUGUGAUGGGGCCUCCCAGGCCAACUUCUCCAUAGGUCCCAUGACGCCUGGCCUUCCAGGGACCUACAGAUGCUACGGUUCUGUCACUCACUCCCCCUAUCAGUGGUCGGCUCCCAGUGACCCCUUGGACGUCGUGAUCACAGGUCUAUAUGGGAAACCUUCUCUGUCAGCCCAGCCAGGCCCCACAGUUCGGGCAGGAGAGAACGUGACCUUGUCCUGCAGCUCCUGGAGCUCAUUUGACGUGUACCAUCUAUCCAGGGAUGGGGAGGCCCCUGAACUCAGGCUCCCUGCAGUGCAGAUCAAUGGAACAUUCCAGGCCCACUUCCCUCUGGGCCCUGCCACCCACGGAGGGACCUACAGAUGCUUUGGCUCUUUCCGUGACUCUCCCUACCAGUGGUCAGCCCCGAGUGACCCAUACCCCUCCCCCACAGGUGAGGAAACCCCAUACCUGUCCCAUGUCUGGUCAUCACCAGCAACCCCAUCUGGGACUACAGGCAUCCCCAGACACCUGCACGCUCUGAUUGGGUCUUCAGGGGUCAUCAUCCUCUUCAUCAUCAUCUUCUUCCUUUUUCAUCACUGGUGGUCCAAAAGAAAGAAUGCUGCUGUAGUGGACCAAGAGCCUGCGGUGGACAGAACAGUGAACAGGGAGGACUCUGAUGGACAAGACCCUCAGGUGGUGACAUACACACUGCUGGAUCACUGCGUUUUCACGCAGAGAAAAAUCACUCACCCUUCUCAGAGGCCCAAGAGACCCCCAACAGAUACCAGCAUGUACAUGGAACUCCCAAAUGCGGAGCCCGGAUUGAAAGUUGUCUCCUGUCCGUGAACAUCAUGGACAGGCCUUGAGGGGGUUCUCUAGGGAGACAAUGGCCCUGACUCAAACCAGGCUUGCCAGCUCCAAUGUAACAGCAGCUGGGACCUGAAGGCAUAAGUCUGUGUCUUAGGGGAUCGCUCUUCCUCACACUAUGAAUCUGAACGUGGCUCUUUCUUGCUUACAAAUAUCUGCGGUCCUCACUGCCUGCUGGACAGAAAACACACUCCUUUGCUUAACACACAAUUCUCUAUUUCACUUGACCCCUGCCCACCUCUCCAACCUAACUGGCUUACUUCCUGGUCCUACCUGAGGCUGUAGUCACACUGAGGAACUCACAAGUCCAGACAUACAAGAGGCUCCCUCUUAACACAGCACUUAGACACGUGCUGUUCCACCUUCCCUCAUGCUGUUCCAUCUUCCUUCAGACUAUCUUUCAGGCUUCUGUCAUCAGUAAAACUUAUUAAAUUUUAAAAAAUAAUGUCGGGCCG
This is a messenger RNA of Cebus imitator (Panamanian white-faced capuchin), 1814 nucleotides long. Its product is annotated as killer cell immunoglobulin-like receptor 3DL3. The record is from RefSeq and is a predicted model, not a curated record. NCBI's taxonomy places the organism in Eukaryota, Metazoa, Chordata, Mammalia, Primates, Cebidae. The coding region runs from base 1 to 1338 and encodes 445 amino acids. The transcript is spliced from 10 exons.